Molecule: messenger RNA, 4679 nt
Organism: Meleagris gallopavo (turkey)
Lineage: Eukaryota; Metazoa; Chordata; Aves; Galliformes; Phasianidae
Source: RefSeq, a predicted model, not a curated record
ACAGAGAGAAGAGAGCUCGUGAUGCUGUUUCCCUAUUGCUUCCCUGCUUGCCCCACCCGCCGUGCCGUGUUUUGUGCAGCAGCACGCCAGGAUGCUCUGCCUGCCCUGCUUGCCCUGCCGGCUCUGCCUGCCCUGCCUGCUCUGCUCAGUGAUUUUUCUCUCCCGCAGAGUGAGAAAAAUCACUCUGCCCAAAGCCCGGAGCACUCAGAGUGCAGCGCUAUAGCUCGUACUGCCGUGUAACUGCGGUUAUCGGGCCGUAGGAGAAGGAAGAUUUGAACUGCUCAGACCCGUGCUUUACACGGCAUCGUGACUAAGGAGAUUCGGUGCUAACCCCGAGGGAAGGAAGGCCUUCCGAUAGCCAGGCCUGUGGGCAGCCUAAGCAGAGGGGACUGAUUCUGCUCUGACGGAGCACAUCUAUUCUUAGGUUAAUUGUUUUUUAAGUUUAUUCCGGUAGCUGAUGCAUGGAUAAGUGCCAGCGUUCCCCAAAGAGCAGCACUGCCUGACAGCAGAAAUUUGUCUGGUCCUGGAUAGCCCUCCUCUAUGGCCUUGGAACCAAGAAAGCAUCAGUGCAAAAUGGGAAUAACAAUGUCCUUAGAUGAUGUGUGACCAAACACAAGGGGAGUGCUCCCCACAUGACCACCAAGGGUCAGAGAAGACCCCAUACAACCCCAUGCAAGCGCAGAUGGGCAGAAAAGCAGCCAGAAGGGGAUGGAGCAUCAUGCUUGUUUAACCCAAUGCAUCUGCAGGCACUUAGAACCUCAAGCUACUCACGUGGUUCAGGGUAGCGAGCUGUAGGGGUCCGAGGCCCUCAGGUCAGAAAUACCCCCCCUGCUAUGCUGCACCUGCCUUUCAGAUAAACAUAUUUGUUUUCCCUUUUCUUUUUUUCUAAUUUGUUUGUCAUCAUUGGUAACAGGAGAGCCCCUGCCUGGUGGAACAGUGCAUUACCACUUCUUUCCCCCUUUCUCAGAAAGCUCCAUCCAGGGUGACCAAGGAUGGAGUCCCUCCCUGAAGCAGUGCUGAUCAGAAUCCUGGCUUCCAUACCUGCGGUGGAUCUGGUGCUGGCGUGCCGCCUGGUCUGCUGCCAGUGGAAGAACCUGAUUGAUGGAGCUGCUCUUUGGAUCCUGAAAUGUCAGCAGGAAGGCUUUGCUGGAGCAGAGUCAGAGGAGAAUGCGGAGAAUUGGCAAAACUUCUACUUCUUGAGUAAGAGAAGAAGAAAUCUCAUCAAGAACCCCUGUGGCGAAGAAGACCUGCAGCACUGGGGAGAGGUAGAGAACGGAGGUGAUGGCUGGAAAAUUGAAGAGCUCCCUGGGGACUUUGGAAAAGAAUUCCCUAGUGAAGAAGUCCAUAAAUACUUUGUUACAUCUUAUGAGUGGUGUCGAAAGUCUCAGGUCAUCGAUCUUAAAGCUGAGGGCUACUGGGAAGAGCUGAUGGAUACAACCCAGCCAAAAGUUGUGGUGAAAGACUGGUAUGCGGGACGCAGCGACGCCGGCUGCCUCUAUGAGCUGUGUGUGAAACUGCUGUCAGAGAAUGAGGACGUGUUGGCCGAGUACAAGACUGAGACCAUUGCCAUCCCAGAGGACAAUGAUGCCAGCUGGACUGAGCAGUGGAAUGAGCUGCAGGACUGGUUGCAUCCCCAUCUACACUGUGCCCAGGCACUUUGAUACCUUCCUUGCAUGCAAAGUUCAGCAGCCUUCCCCAGGAAGAUGGGAGUCCCAGCUGUAUUACACGUGCCCUUGGCUAAACCUCCCUUGCAGGCACUUAGAGCAACUCAUCUGGAGCCACCACCAGUGCAAACCCAUUAACUGCAGUGCAAUCAGCAUUCCCAGAAGGACAGAGAAACCACGAUAAAGAUGUAAGUGUGCUCACUGGACUGAUUAAUUAUGGGGAACACAUCUCUUGCCACUCUGUUCCUGCCAGACAGACUUUUACAACAAGGGUAGUGAACCAUCCCUGCAGACUAUCCAAGGUCAGACAGGAUGGGCCUCUGAGCACCGAUGGAGCUGUGGGUGUCUGCUCAUUGCAGGGGGGCUGGCCCUGAUGACAUUUAAAGGCCUCUUCCAACCCAGAUGAUUCUGUAGUUCUGGCUAAUGGAACGGGUUUACAAGCACAGGUAUGUGCACUGAAACAUAUGCACAGGUAUAGGCAAACACACAGAUGUACGUCCACAGCCAUGCAGAACUUCAGAACCCACCAAUCUGGCCUCCCUGUGCUGCCAGGAACAGGCUGUCCUCAGACAGUGACCAUCACAGAGAACUGGCACAGCCUCUCACCUGGUGUUUAACCCAUCUUUGACCUCAAGGACCACAGAGCACUUCCCUUUGGCUUCCCAUAGGUCUUCUCCAGGCGUACACCACAGGUUGUUGUUGCAUAAGAUUUAGGAGACAAGAGCGGAAAGCAGCAGCUCUGAGCCCUCCAGCCUGCAGAAAGCAGCUCGUGUUCCUCAGCGUGAAGCUGCUUUUCCAAGAAGAGGGAUGGUGUCACAGCUCUGCUACUUGCAAUCCUUCCAAAAGGUCCUGGAGUCAAGUGGAGCUGUUUCCACCUCGCCACACACUGUGCAGCUCCUUCCGUUAAUAUUGACACGUGAAGCAUUGCAAAACGAAGCAGAUAAAAUCCUGAUCCAGAUAUGAGAAACGACUUUGCAUUUUUUUUGUAAAUUAAACCUAAUCUUGUGUUGACUCUGCUAUACAAGGAGAAAUAAUGAAGCAGAUUAAGACGAGAUCUUGUUCACUCUUGCUGAACAAAAGCCAAUUAAUUGCCAGUAGGAUUAUUGUGAAUUCUCUCUCGUCUUACACAAAUACAAUCAGAUACAGGCUAGGUGCUGCUGGAGCAGCCCUGCUCAUUGGAGCGAUAACUCUGCCUGGACAGAGGAAUGCAGUGCAAAGGCUCAGUUAAACCACAUAGGAUUCUGCCUUGCUGUUUUCCCCAGUGACUCCUGCCAACUUGUAAAGGAUGGAGACGCAUUAAAAACAAACAACCACAAAUGGCCCUCCCACACACAGACCCACAACAUUCAGCCUUGCCUACUCUUCUCCAGGCUACAGGAGAGCCUUCCCCUUACCUGUACAUCACUGGACUGAAUCAUCUAGUCCUUUCCCAGAGCUUUUCAGCUACAAUAGCUUUCCUCUUUCUGCAAAUCCUUUCUUAGACUUUCAGUGUAUCAAAAUGUUUCGUUUCCAUUAGCCAAGCCAAAUUCUCUCAGCUAUUUCACUGGUACACAGCAGAGCCUUCUUCUACCUAUCCAUGUGCCAUGACAACAAGCAGGGAGAUCAUUCCUGCCUGCUCCUAUCUGGCCUGCUCCCAAUAUGAAACCAAUCUGGAGAUGUGGCACUGAAGGACAUGGGUUAGUGGGCAUGGUGGUGAUGGCUGGACUUAGUGAACUUGUCUAUUCCAGCCUUAAUGAUUCUAUGAGCAGAGACUGGCAGGGGGUUGGAACUGGAUGGUCUUCGAGGUCCCUUCCAACUCAAGCCAUUCUUUGAUCACAAAAACAGUUGGCAGGGAGAAGCAAAUCCUAGUUCAAGUUGGGUAGGAGCAGAAACCUACAGCAGCCCUCCUGUAAAGGGGGAAUGGCAGUGUUCAACUUGGAGCUCAGCUCACCACCACUCAUCUGCACCAGACCAUGGCAACAAGGAGGAGUUCCCCCCAUCCUGCCAGAUGCAGAAAAUAAAAGCCACGGGGUGAAUCUGUGGAUGAUUUACUUGGAGAAGAUAUUUCUUAUUUUCAAACCAAGUUUAAAAAAAAUAAAAUAAAAUAAAAUUAAACUCUGUCGAAGCCUGCAGCAAUGGCACUGACAGACAAAAAUGACUUACAGAAAAAAAUGCACAGGGAAAGCGAUUUUCUUUGCCUGCAUUGCCAGGGGAAUUAAAUCUUGUUUUUUUUUCCCCGUCACCACCAAGUGGAAUAAUCCAAUAUAUUAAAGCUAAUGUGCUCCUUGUAUUUAUUGCUGUGUAUUUGACCUAACAGAGUUUUAUUUCUACAUUAAGAAUAAAGCCAUUCUGGAAGGCAAGCUGCAAAGCUCUAGAUCAAUUACUACCUUCUCCAACAGCUGAAAAAUGAGUUAUUUCUUGUAAAAGGAAAAAAGUAGAAAAUAAUAAUAAAAAUAAAAAACCUCCUCUCCCUUGUGCAAUGAGUUCUGCACUGCAGAUCUGGUGGAGUUAGGGAAUAUUGUGUUUGGUUUCUAAGUAACAUUAAAAAAAAUAAAUCCAUGAAACAGCAGCAAGGCCACGGUGUGUGCUCCAUCCUGUGCAGUGCAGAGCUGCAGACAGCCCUCAGUGAGGACCAGGUUCUGCAGCACACGCAGCUCCAGCCCAGUGCUUGCCCUAGGGGACCGUGUCCAAUUCAAGCAUGUCCAGCAGUAACAGGAUGUGUAAUAACUGUACAAAGCAGCUCUUGUUGGUAAACAAAACCGCAGACACAAAGCCAAGAAACUGUGCUGAAAUGUGAGAACAGCAGGUGGAAGCUGACAGUGGGAAGGGGAACACCACGCAUCCAAAACCACAGCAAUAAAUAGGAAAGCACUCCUCCUAGCAUGCAAGCUUUGCACAAAGCUCUCAUUUACACCAGGCCCAUGGUGCUGUCCUGCCUGGGAGGACCUCAGAGCAGUAAAAUCAUAGAGCCCUCAAGAUUGGAAAAGAUCUCUAAGAUCAUCCAGUCCAUCCCAACCCAACCCACUGUGCCCCCUG